This is a messenger RNA of Funneliformis geosporum, 559 nucleotides long. NCBI's taxonomy places the organism in Eukaryota, Fungi, Glomeromycota, Glomeromycetes, Glomerales, Glomeraceae. The record is from the annotation of a GenBank genome assembly.
AUGAAUAUUAAUGAUUUUUUUAAUAAUAUUUCAGAAGUAGAUGAAAAUUUUACUUAUAUUCCAGAUAAAAUUGCUAUAGAACUAGCAAGACAAUUAAAUACCAGUAAGAAUAAUAGCAGUAAUGAAGAAAAUAUAGAAUCUGGAACAGUUUCUUUAAUAACAAAAAUUGCAAAUUCAAAUGAUAUAAAUUUAAAAAAUAAGGCAUUAUCUUUAAUUGCUCCAACAUUGCAAAUUUUAGAAAAACAUGAAACAAUAGAUUCUAUUACAAUUCCAAGUUUUUUUACAAUACAAACCAUUUUUAAAUUUUAUCAAAUAAAUUUAAAUAAUGAAGAAGCGGAUUGGAGUUCUGAAAAAUGCUAUAAUUUUGAUAAACAAAUAGCAAAUCUUUUAUUAAAAAAUAGAAAACAAAUUGAAUCUCAAAAAUUACAUUUAGAAGAACCAAAAUCUUCACUUGAAUUUUAUGAAGCACUUCCUUUUCAAUUAAUUCAAUUUUUUGAAAAUAUGAUCCAAACACUUCUUGAAAGAUUAUAUAAUCAAACAAAUGAAAGACAACAACAAC